CUUUGUCUACUUAUCUGUUAUUUUUCUUUGUCUAUCAGUCUGUCUGUCUGUCUGUAUCAGUCUGUGUUGCAAUGGCCACCAGAUAUGUAUUUGACCCACAAAACCCCCAUUACCAAGAGGGGAAACGCAUGGUUCUUGAAAUGGAAAUUGAUCGCCUUAUAGCUGAAUGCAAGAGAGCAACUUUGGAGAGGAAACGUGCAGGCUCUGGAGGAGAACCUCCACGGACCUCUAAAAGGGUCUUUAGAGGGGUAGGUUGUGGCAAGCCAAGGGGAAGGCGAGGAGGGCGACGCAAAGCCUCAGCUACAGUCACAUACCCUCCGGUUGAGCGUUCCCUGUCAUCCAGUGUGGAGGUUCCCUCAGAAAUACUAAAUCCUCAAGAGGAAUUUGAGAAAAAUAUGGAGAGACUCUCAAAUAUUUUGGCAUCAUGUCUUUCUGCUGAGCCUCAAAGAAGCUCUGCUUCAUCAUGGUCUUUUCGGCAGCAGAAAGCCUCAGGGCGCUGGAAAGAGGCAAGACCAUACCACCUACAAUGCCUUAUCGCAAAGGAGGCUGUUGGUCAUCCCUUGUGUUGCCUUUGCCACGAGCCUGCUGUUAUUAGGUGCAGAGAGUGUCUUCCUGAGGAUUGGUUCUGUGGGGACUGUGAUGUAUUGCAUCACAAAAAACAGCCACUCCACAACAGGGAAAGUGUGAUUCGUGGGUUUUUUGAAGCUGUGGGAAAACAAUUUUUUAAGUCAUUGUUUUAUUUCCUUUUAGUUCUAGCAUAUUUCUGUGGAUAAUAUAGAAGCCCAAUCAAGUGACAAGGCUAGUUAAAUUCAAACUUUACAUUAGACUUGUGGUUUCUGUAUCUCAUAAAUAUCGAAGGAAAGGGGCAAGGUAACUCAGGGUAUCAUCUGUCUCUUUGCGCCAUUUGUCCGAUUGUUAUGUUAAUGGGAUUAAGGGUGGGUGAAAUUCCAGGAUCUGGUGUGGGGGCUGUUACAUCCUUUCAUGUUUUGAUGGUCACCCGAGUGUUUUGUCGCUAUCUGAUUGGACUGCCCCCUAAAAUGUGUAUAUUUACAAUGUAUUACAACUUUAAGUCAGACUUGAUGACUGCAGCACCCGUGCCAGUACGCUCUGACUUGCAGACUCGUUUCAUCGUGUAUCUACAAUAAAGACUACUGCACAAGGAUAUCCAAG
This is a messenger RNA of Tachysurus fulvidraco (yellow catfish), 1170 nucleotides long. RefSeq lists its product as uncharacterized. The record is from RefSeq and is a predicted model, not a curated record. NCBI's taxonomy places the organism in Eukaryota, Metazoa, Chordata, Actinopteri, Siluriformes, Bagridae. Gene Ontology annotation, molecular function: zinc ion binding. The coding region runs from base 72 to 773 and encodes 233 amino acids. The transcript has 5 exons.